ACCGGCCGGCCGCCGCGCUGUUGGUGCUGGCCUGCGCCGCAUCCGCCGCGGCCCGAGCCCCUGCCAGCCCCAGACGCCAUCACGUCACCCUGCAACCCCAGAUGGACCUCCAGAUGCGCUGGGUCGUCGACUACAGACGGGAAGAGGUCGAGAUAGAAGUCAGUGCUGAGAUAAGCUCCAGCCAAUGGCUUGGGAUCGGUUUCUCUGACCGGGGCGACUUGGCCGAAGCCGACCUCUGCGUUCUCUGGGUCGACUGGCGGAGACACGUGCGCAUACAGCACGCUUGGGUGGAUGACGGAGGCCGUCUAUUGGUGGAUGCGGAACAACGUCACCUGGAAGCCAAGCUCAUUCGUCGUCACCACAACAAAACAACGUUCCAGUUCAGGCGACCGUUCAACACGUGCCAACCGCGAGACUACGUCAUAGAGGCGGGCACCACUCACGUGGUGUGGGUGACUGGGCCGGGGCCGCUGCUGACCCUGGACCGGGUGCAGCUCACGCACUUCUCGUCGGGUCUGGUGCGGCUGCAGCUGCUGCGACCCGAGCUAGCGGCGCCGCCUCUGCCGGCCGGCGUCGCCCACUUGGACGUCCCAUCGCACCGCGUCCACGUGCCGGCCCAAGAAACCACCUACUGGUGCACCGUGCAUAAGCUGCCGCCGACCUUCUCCCGCAAACAUCACGUGGUUCAGUACGAGGCAGUUGUCGAAAAGGCCAACGAAGACCUGGUACACCACAUGGAGGUGUUCCACUGCGAGGCACCCGUCUCCGAGACGAUCCCCAGCUACCAGGGGCCCUGCCACGCGCCCGACAGGCCUCCCGCCAUCGACAAGUGCAAGCGGGUGCUCGCCGCCUGGGCGAUGGGUGCUGCUCCCCUGGUGUACCCAAAGGAAGCAGGACUUCCAAUCGGAGGCAGUAACUUCAACCCGUACGUGAUGCUGGAGGUACACUACAACAACCCCAAGCUGGUUCAGGGCCGGAUCGACAGCUCGGGGGUGAGGCUGACCUACACCGACCGGCUGCGGAGGCACGACGCCAGCGUCAUGGAGCUCGGUCUGGAGUACACCGACAAGAUGGCGAUACCGCCCGGCCAGCCGGCCUUCGAGCUCUCCGGGUACUGCGUGCCCGAGUGCACGGCUGUGGGCCUGCCGGAGGACGGCAUCCGGGUGUUCGCCUCCCAGCUGCAUACCCACCUGACCGGCGUCGCCGUGCGGACGGCACACGUUCGCCGUGACGGUGUCCAGCUGCCCGACUUGAACGGCGACAACCACUACUCCUCUCACUACCAGGAGAUCCGGCUGUUGCCCCAGCAGCGUGCUGUGAUGCCGGGCGACGCUCUGAUCACCACCUGCCGAUACAAGACCGUGGAUCGGACCAACGUGACGGUGGGCGGCUUCUCUAUCACGGACGAGAUGUGCGUCAACUACAUUCACUACUUUCCCAAAGUCAAUCUGGAGGUCUGCAAGAGCUCGGUCGACUCAGAAAGGCUUAUGGCGUAUUUCGAGUUCAUGAAACAGUGGGAGGGUCAGCCAACGGGGGAGAAGAAUUUGGGAUGGGGCGACAACUACCGACGCAUCAAGUGGAACAAGCUGAGAACGCAGGGUCUGCGCCAGUUUUACGACGAAUCGCCGCUCUCUAUGCAGUGCAACCAGAGCAACGGAGACCGGUUCGCAGGCUUCUGGGAAGCGAUACCGCUGCCCACAGUCCAGCUGCCGCUGCAGGAACCAUCGCCCUGUCCUGCAGCGUACUGAACGAUUUCUCGUCCUCCCCCUCCCCCCCCCCCCCCGCCCCCUAUCGCCGAGCGGCCGACGGUGCCGCCUGCUGUGCGCGGCUGCUUCCCUCGACCCAAUGGUCCGUCACAAGAAGGGGAACUAGACAGUCUGCUGGGAAAAAUGUUUAUGAAACACAUAUAGAUAUGAAAGCCAGUCCUCUUUUGAGUUUUGGGGCAUACUCUGAUAUUUAGACAAGAAGAGGCUGUAAUAAUUGUGUUCGCAUUUGUCAGCUAGAACUUCCUCAUGAAUUAGAACAAAUGACCUCCGAGACUGGUCUGAAAUUUAGAAUCCGCACCUUCCGUGAUCUGCACUCGUAACCAAUCUGUAAUUAAUCUAAAAACAUCAUUGUGCAGCGCAAUAAAACUGCAGGUCUUUGACUUAUGGUCCUGUCCCUUUAUGCAUUGUUAUGGUUUGUGUUAAUCUGUAGAUUCGUGUAUAUAUGUGCAACGUGUAUCCGUGCGAACUGGGACCAAUAAACGCAAC
Pollicipes pollicipes is the source of this 2252-nucleotide messenger RNA. It is a transcript of the gene Tbh, whose product is annotated as Tyramine beta hydroxylase. The record is from RefSeq and is a predicted model, not a curated record. Lineage: Eukaryota; Metazoa; Arthropoda; Thecostraca; Pollicipedomorpha; Pollicipedidae. Gene Ontology annotation, molecular function: dopamine beta-monooxygenase activity; copper ion binding. The transcript has 11 exons. Gene Ontology annotation, cellular component: secretory granule membrane. Gene Ontology annotation, biological process: octopamine biosynthetic process; norepinephrine biosynthetic process; dopamine catabolic process. The coding region runs from base 102 to 1748 and encodes 548 amino acids.